Messenger RNA from Clonostachys solani, 1512 nucleotides. NCBI's taxonomy places the organism in Eukaryota, Fungi, Ascomycota, Sordariomycetes, Hypocreales, Bionectriaceae. The record is from the annotation of a GenBank genome assembly.
AUGCGACUGACCUCAACCGGACAGUGUGGACAUAUGACGCCUAUCCCAGCACAAGAUGCACAAACUGAUCAACCAAUCCAGAAAAACUUCAGCCUAGUCUCGCUGGCCGGUAUUGGACUUGUGGUUGGAAACGUUUGGCCUGCACUAGCUGGUUCACUGGCCGCCUCGAUCUUCAAUGGCGGUCCGCCUGGAGCCAUCUACGAAUUCCUCGCCGUUUCACUUUGCUAUUUUUCGGUUGGAGCAGUAAUUGCAGAGCUUUCAUCGUCGUUGCCUUCUUCGGCAGGUGUUCAUCUCUGGGCGUCGGUUCUGGCAGGGCGCAAGUAUGGCAGAUUGGUCGGAUACUUUGCCGGCUAUUGGAACUGUCUUGCUUGGAUAUUCGCAGCCGCAUCCGUCUCCUCAAUUGCUAGCAACCUUUGCGUCGAGAUCUAUGCCUAUUUACAUCCCACAUACCAGAUUGAGCGAUGGCACACGCUCGUUGGAUACCUACUUCUUAACUGGCUUGCAUGCGGAUUUGUUACCAUGGCAAACAAGGCGGUGCCACGGUUGAAUAUUGUCGGCCUGGUAGUUCUUCUUGUCGGCGGGUCGACCACCAUGAUUGUUUGUGCCGCCAUGAUGGACACGGAUUCUGGAGCAACUAAGAAUUCUUCCGUUUGGACAGAUUGGGAAGCGGACAUUGGCUACCCGGAUGGAUUCGUCUUCGUGGCUGGCAUGCUCAACGGCGCAUUUGCGAUGGGAACACCCGAUGCAACUGUCCAUCUUGCUGAAGAGAUACCAUUUCCCGAGGUGAAUGUCCCCAAAGCCAUUGCCGCUCAAUACAUACUUGGGUUUAUCUCGGCUUUCGCGUACUUGAUUGCUGUUCUUUAUUCCAUUAGAGACUACAGCGCCAUUCUUACCUCUUCUUUUCCCAUUGCUGAGAUUUACUCUCAAGCAACACGGAGAUCUGACAUCGGAACCACAGCCCUCCUAAUCUUAAUGCUCAUGUCGACAGUUUUAUGCACUAUUAGCCUACACGUUACGUUCGGACGCACGCUUUGGACUUUAGCGCGAGUGAACGCUACGCCCUUCGCGAAGACUCUUGGCAAGGUGAGUGCAUCCAGGCAUAUGCCUGUGGCUGCAACUGUGGCAGGCACUGCCGUGGUGAGCCUGAUUGGCGUUAUAUAUCUCGUCAGCACUUCGGCUUUCAACAGUUUCGUGGCUAGUUUUAUCCUGCUGUCUUCUUCGUCGUAUAUUGCGGCAGCGGUGCCGUUUCUGUUACAGCGCUUGAAUGGCAAAUUUGUGCCAGGCCCAUUCUUUAUUCGAGGCGCACUUGGGCACGCUGUUCACAUCUUUGCAUGUGCAUACAUGAUGGUUUGGUUUGCCAUCUACUGCUUCCCUUACUCGUUGCCAACCGAUGCCAACAGUAUGAACUACACGUCUCUGAUCUGGGGGGGCACCACCGCUCUUGCUGGGCUAUGGUGGUUGUUUAAUGCCAGGAAGACAUGCGAAUGGCCGAUGAGAAUCGAGAGUGGUUAG